Messenger RNA from Leptinotarsa decemlineata (Colorado potato beetle), 2717 nucleotides. RefSeq names its product calcineurin-binding protein cabin-1. Gene Ontology annotation, cellular component: nucleus. NCBI's taxonomy places the organism in Eukaryota, Metazoa, Arthropoda, Insecta, Coleoptera, Chrysomelidae. Gene Ontology annotation, molecular function: protein binding; nucleosome binding. Gene Ontology annotation, biological process: chromatin organization. The record is from RefSeq and is a predicted model, not a curated record.
GUUUGGAAAUAUGUGUAAGCAGGUUAUCCCAAAAUUACAAAGCCCUCUACAGAUUGGCACACCUCUAUUUCAAUUACAAAUCCAAAAAAGACAUGAUCAAGUGCAGGCAGCUAUUACUUGGAGAGUACAAAUGUAAGGACGGUACGAUCGUGGCUGGGCUGUUCAGCGAUAGAAAACCCACCAACUUUUUCAAUGGUAUUCUGAGGAUCCCGUCUACCGAAAUCGACAGACCAGGUUCCUUGUCAGCUCACAUGAGUCGAUGUAUAUCUCUGCUCAUGCAGAUCCUUAGAACCACCACCGACAAUAAGACGUUGAUAGAUUUGAGUAUACAACUCAGGAAAACUCCUGAACCGGAUAAAAUUUACAUCAAAGAUUCGGAACGAAUGGCAUUUUCAGAGCAAGCCAUCAUGAUGUGUUCUCAAAGUUUGAGAAGCCAAAUGAAAAACAUCGGCACGAUGACGAAUCCGCAAAUAGCCAAAAUCCUUCAAGAAAUUUUCCGGGUAUACCAAAGGCUGCAGAAACAUAUACCUGUCAAAGAGAGUCAGUUUGCCAGCAUGAUUGUCGAGGUUUAUAAGAAAUUCAUCAAGGAAAAGAUUCCUGAUAAUGUUAACGUGUUAGACUUGGCUACAAAGUUUUGCCUUCAAAAUCGGCAGGCUGAGAAACAGAAACUUCAACCGACUCAAAAGGGAGCUCUUCUAAUGCCAAGAGGAUCUGGAAUGACGAAUUCCCCAACUCUACCAUCACCAUCGAACAUCACGACUCCUCCCGCCCUACCGCUUAAGAGACCCGGAGCGAGCAGGCCUCGCGGUCGCCCUCCCCUUCCCAAGACGCCCGGGCAGCCUCGCCAGCCCAGAGGUAAGAAUCUCUCUUCUACGAUGCCGAAAAUGUACUCCUGGCAAAAGUCCCUCUUCGAUCAAAGCUAUACCUACGAAUACCUCAAGCAUUACCAGGAAGAGCUCAUCAAGCAGUAUAGCCAGAAUCUCAGCGUUCCUCAGCUGACGCAGCUCAGCCAGAUAUUGACGCAAGGUCAGCUGACCAAUCCCGUUACGGCGCAGGCGAUUACCAGCCAGUUUCUCGCCCAAUCGGGACUGCUGAACCCUAGCAAUUUGGUGAAGCAGAUGAAUUCGGUCAGGACGGUCGGUCAAACUCAAGCGACACAGCUCAUGGACAGUCCGAGUCAACUGAACCCGAGCGCUAAGAAGAAGACGAGCAUCGAUCAAAGUCUGGCCGGUUUGACGGCAGAUCAGCUCAAACUCUUGAGCAGUCUGAUGCCAACAUCGUCCAAGCAAUCAGCAUUGUCCAAUAAAAUUACUUCUCCGCAUACCACGACUUCACCUUCUGGGAUAAUUUCAAGCAAAUCGAAACUGAAACAGAGCUCAACAAGCUUAACUAAAUCAGUUGUUACGGAUCCUGGAAAAGGUAAACAGAGUAUCGCUACAACUGCUGCAAAGAGUGUGCCUGGCAUGCAGGUCUUCAAGGAGCCAACUGUUACAAAGACUUCGAAUUCCGCUGAAGAAAAAGCUGCCAAGGAUUUGAUGAAAAAUAGACCUAGUAUUUCCAUCACUCCCGUAUCCGUGGGUUUGAACCCUCCCCCGAGCAUAUCUCCCGUUUUCAUGAGACCUUCUCCCACUACGAGCCCAUCUGGUGGUAAAACCCUCCAGGAAAAAUUGGCGGACAAAAAGAAGGAGCAGCUGAACAAAGAAAAGUUGGACCAGAAAAUGGAGCAGCUGAAGCAGAUGAAGUCCGCGGUAGAAAAAGAAAAACGCCCUUCCGAAGCUACGAUAAAAAACUUCAACAUUCCCAGUUUGCCUUCGUCUCUGAGUCUGUCUCAGUCUUCAGUGCCCACGACGUCGGUUGCUAAAACUAGUCCAGUCGUCUUAGAUUCGACUGCUGUGCCAAGAACAAUGUCCAACGGUUCUUCCAAAUACACUUCGGAUCUGGGUUUGUCGUCGUCUAUCGCUUCCCAGAUGAAGAUGGAUAUCUCGCUACCGCCAUCUAUAAAAGUAUCGAAAACUACAGUGCCCAUGCCUACACCCAUGUUUUCUGCGGAUUCGGGAAUUUCCAUCAGCCAGGUUCCCGCCAACAGCACUUCCAAAUCGAAAGCAAAAUCAAUCUCACCGAAAAAUGCCGGUACUGAAAGUACGAUAAAAUUUUCUCUAACGCCAUCUGUAGACAUAUCUCCAGUGAAAUAUAAAUCCGAAAACUCAUCUUCUGUAAUGGCGAAAACAAAACACAAAGAAAAACGUCACUUGGAAAAAUCACCUGCUGCUAAAAGUACAAAACAUCCUGAAAAGUCUCAUAAAGAAAGUAGGCAUAGGGAUCAGACAGGAAGUACACGAAUUGAAGGAACGAAGACUGACCAGCAUUUGAAAAGAGUGGACACCUCGAAAUCGGAGGAAACUAAACACAGUUCGUCAUCGAAAAGUUCGCGAGUUGAUAGUUUGAAACCAAUGUCCAACAAAGUUAUAAAAACUUUAAAAUUUCCAGUAGAAAACAAUAAUGAAUCUGCCGUUACUACAAUGGUCAAAAAACCAGAUCCACCACAAAGGAAACAGUCUUCUGAUGACGAUGUUAUUUGCAUCGAUUAGUGAUUUUGGGUGAUAAAGUUUAUUUAUUUUUAUUAUUAUUAAGAGUAUUCUCAUUUUAUUUUCUGUUGCCUCACUUGUGGCGAUCGGUCUACAGAUGAAAUGUUUGAUAAAUAAAAAACUAUUUGAUUA